This is a messenger RNA of Lathyrus sativus (Indian pea), 669 nucleotides long. NCBI's taxonomy places the organism in Eukaryota, Viridiplantae, Streptophyta, Magnoliopsida, Fabales, Fabaceae. The record is from the annotation of a GenBank genome assembly.
AUGGAAAAUGAUGCUAAUAAAAAUUUCUUUAGCACAUCCUCAUCACCCUCCACACCAACAUCUUUAAACUCAAACUCUUUCAUCAAUCAUAACACCAAAAACAGUCCUCAAACUAAGUGUAAAAAAAGAGAGAGAAACAAUGAAAAUGACACAAAACACCCUACAUAUAGAGGAGUAAGAAUGAGAGCAUGGGGAAAAUAUGUAUCUGAGAUCAGAGAGCCAAGAAAGAAAUCAAGAAUAUGGCUUGGAACAUACCCUACAGCUGAAAUGGCUGCUAGAGCUCAUGAUGUAGCUGCUUUAGCCAUAAAGGGUCAUUCAGCAUACCUCAAUUUCCCUAAGUUGGCUCAAAAUCUUCCAAGGCCUUCAACAACAUCACCUAAAGAUAUUCAAGUUGCAGCUUCUAAAGCAGCAGCUAUGGUUUUUGUGGAAAUUAAGGAUUCUUGCCAAGGUGAAAAUGGUCAAGAUCAAGUUUCAAGUUCAAUAGAGAAUGUUCAAGAGUCUAAUUCUAGUUCUCCUUCUUCUUCUACUACUACUACUACAAAUGAUGAUGAUAAUGAUGAUACACUCUUUGAUCUACCGGAUCUUUUCCCUGAUGGAAAAAAUGGACUUGUUUCUUAUUCUUCUUCUUGGCUCGAUGAGCAAUUUUUUUCUUCGUGGGAGUAUUACUAG